Messenger RNA from Varanus komodoensis (Komodo dragon), 3547 nucleotides. RefSeq names its product cell division cycle 25A (gene CDC25A). NCBI's taxonomy places the organism in Eukaryota, Metazoa, Chordata, Lepidosauria, Squamata, Varanidae. Gene Ontology annotation, biological process: positive regulation of G2/MI transition of meiotic cell cycle; protein dephosphorylation; positive regulation of G2/M transition of mitotic cell cycle. The coding region runs from base 1 to 1533 and encodes 510 amino acids. The transcript is spliced from 15 exons. Gene Ontology annotation, cellular component: nucleus; cytoplasm. Gene Ontology annotation, molecular function: protein tyrosine phosphatase activity. The record is from RefSeq and is a predicted model, not a curated record.
AUGGAGCCCGCCCAGCCCCGGCGGGGCUCUCACCACCGCCGCCGCCUCCUGCUGCAGGACCAGCCGCGGCUGCUCGCGCCCGCGCCGGACCGCCGCAGGAGCCUGGGCUGCGGCAGCUCGAAUGAAAAUUAUGUACAGAUGUUAGAAGCAAGGAAUGUCAAUCUACAAAGGACGUCCUCUUCUGAUUCUACAGAUUCAGGCUGCUGUAUGGACUCUCCUACCCUGCUCAGCAUGAAAGACCUUGAUGAAACUUUUCGGGUGCCCAUACGAAGAAUGCAUUCUCUCCCGCACAGCCUCCUGGGUUGUAGCCCUGCCUUGAAGAGGAGCCACUCAGACUUGCUGGACUGUGAGGUCUUCCAGUCAUGUGAUGCUGAGGAGAACAAAGAGAAUGAGCCCUUUGAAUUUAAGAAGCCAACAAAACCAGCUUCUCGUAGCUGUCUGCGUAUCUCAUCCCUUGAAGAUGAGAAAGAUGCUUCGGAACUGAGGCAGAAGCCUGAGACGGCACUUUUGUUUUGUAGUGGUGGAACUUUUGACCAAGAUCUUGGAGGCUACAGCCCAGCAUUCCUGAGGCGGCAGUCCCGGAAGGUGUCAGAAGCGGAAGAUGACGACGAUGGAUUCUUGGAGAUCAUUGAUAGUCAGGAUGUCAUUGAUGAUGGAAAGGUGCCCUCUGACAUGGCGAGGCUCUGGACUGCUCCCCUGGUGAUGAUGAAGAAGAGAGAAGAGAGCCAUAAUAAGCAGUGCCGGCUGCUGAGCAUGGAAGGCAAGCCGCACGGUGCGGCCAAAGCCGCCCUGAAGAGAAUGGAGCGGUCCCAGGAAGAAAAUGCCCCAGGCUGCAGCAAGAGGAGGAAGAAUGUCUGCAGAGCACCCUCUGAGGAGCUGACGAGUCUGGUCCUGGCUCAGACACAGUCUUCCUCCUCCGCCUCUUCAGCUGAGAUAGAGAACAUCCUGGACAGCGACCAAGGGGACCUUAUUGGAGACUUUUCAAAGGUUUACCUUUUCCACACUGUCAGUGGGAAGCAUCAAGAUUUGAAGUACAUCGACUCCGAAAUGAUUGUUGCAGUUUUGAAUGGCAAGUUUUCAAGGUUCAUUAAAGAGUGUGUGAUCAUCGACUGCCGAUACCCUUAUGAGUACGAAGGUGGCCAUAUCAAGGGCGCUGUCAACCUUCCCAUGGAGGAGGAUGUAGAGGCAUUCUUGCUGAAGAAGCCCAUCUUGUCGUCCGGCAACAAACGGGUCAUUGUUGUCUUCCAUUGCGAGUUCUCAUCGGAGCGGGGCCCCCGGAUGUGCCGCUUUGUCAGGGAGAGAGACCGGCUCGGCAACGAGUACCCCACCUUGCACUACCCUGAACUGUACGUCUUGAAAGGGGGCUACAAGGACUUCUUCUUGAAAUGCAAGAGCUACUGUGAGCCCCAGGGCUAUCGCCCUAUGCACCACGAGGACUUCAAGGAAGACCUGCGCAAAUUCCGCACAAAAAGCCGGACGUGGGCAGGCGAGAAGAGCAAAAGGGAACACUACAGUCGCCUGAAGAAGCUCUGAGGGAUGGGCUUGUCGACCGGAUUCUGCCCACCUGCCCAGCCCUUGGAGGAUGGGAGACGCAAGCUUUUGCUUCGGCUGUGGUCCUCAUGGGAUUGUGUUGCUCCUCAUGCGGCCUUUGCUUUGCUGUCCACUGAAUCUCUUCCUGCAGGCUGGUGUGGAGUGGUGGUCUCGCCCCUCUCACGCAUGGACCCCAGUGGCUGCAUUCUGGUGAAUCUGGGAGUUGCGUACCUAUUUAUCAAGACAAUCCAUGUAACCAGAGUAUAUAUGAGAAGCGGGAGGAUGUAACUGCCUUGUGGAGUAUUCAUUGCAAGCUAUUUUGUGGAUUUUAAAGUGGUGCCUUUUUAUUUAGUACAGUCAAAUGAAGCUAAUUUUAUCUCUGUGGCUGAGCUACCUGGAUCGAUUCAUGGCCCUGUUCAGGGCAGCCAGGAGGAUGAGACUCUGGAGUGCUGUCCUCUGAGCUGCAGCUCUCGGGUGUGUCCUCACCUUUGUGUACAGUCAGUAUCAUACGUGAGUGUCUGGAAGAGACGUGGAAAAUAAUUCGUGGAAUUUGGUUAGCUUUUCAUGGGAAAACAUCUAUGUGCCGUCAAACAUGGAGUCGGUUUGUCAGGUUGUUGACUUAUUCUCUGACCUGGUGGCCUUCCCUGCUUCAUCAGAGAGAGACCUGGGGGUGGGGUGGGGGUGGCACUUCCCAGAGGUCACCGAGCAGCAGGUAAUCCUUGGCAUGGCCCAGUGCCAAACGUAGCCACUACAUACAUGCGCACCGUGUGUGCGCGCGCGUCUGCGCGCGUUAGGGAGGUGGGAUUGUGGGGUGUUGCUGAAGCGAUCAUGGUGUGUGCCUGCCCUGCCCUGUCCUAGCGAAGCUGAGGGUUGCGGCUCCUUUGGAGAAGUUCGCUCUCUCGUGUGCCUUCCUCAGGCAAGAAGGUUUACGAAGGCCGGCAUUUCCCUCCCUGUUAAACAACGAGGGAUGGAGCUUCGCAGAGGCUUUGUGAGCCGCACAGGGUGAAAUACAGGGCUCAUGUCAGCUCGCUGAAGCUGCUGUCUGACAUCUCUCCAGGUAGCUAAAUUGUGGCAGUAGAAGGAGCUGCAGUAUUUGAAUCCUGGCCGGAAAUCUCACUGCAGACGUUUCAGCCCUGAGUUUGUGUCUGUGGUCACAGUUGCAGGCAACACUGAACCAUGGAUCGUUGCUGCAUACCAGGCUGGAGCGAAGAAUCACAAGAAACCAGUAGGCUGCCUCUUAAUGGCAGGGGUGGGGGCUGGCCUAUUGGGCAUCCGUACCUUGGUGAAGUUGUGUCGCAUUCGCAUGAGUGGCUGCACCGUGCUCAACAUGGCACCCCUGGUAUAUGGACACCGGCAUGGGCAACGUUUCUGGGGCAGCUCGAGGAUGCCGGGCCGGCCGGGGGCUGUACGUCUCUCUUGCCUGCCUUUGCUUCUCUCCCUCGAGCAGCCAGCUGCAUUUCAUCUUGAAACAUUUAAUUUACACCCGUUAUUUAAAUUAUCCCACCAGCGCACGUCAGCACAGCAUUGCCGCCAGCAUGCUCUGUUGUGACCGUCCACGGUCGCGCCAUCCCACCGUGAGCAGCUGAAGCAGCGCCUUGCACCGCAAGCCCACCGAGGCACAGGGCAAGAGUGUCUCCGAGCAGGUUCUUUUGCCUUGGGGCAUUAGGUGCAGACCAGAGGGCAUGUUGAGCCCCCGCAGGGGAGAAAGCAGGAUUGUGCAAAGGGAACGGAGCGGAGGCAAAGGGAAAGCGUUGUGUUCUUUGGUCUCCUGGGAGCGGUGGCGGCAGUUGUGAGGAGAGGAAGGAUGCGAAAGCUUUGGUGCAGCAGAGGAGAGAAAGCUCGUAGCUGCAGCGGGCGCCAUGGCUGGUCUUGUUGUCGGGAGGCACAUGGGAGAUCAGAGGCUGCUGCUUCUGCGGGGCAGAACCCACAUUUGGUACUGCAGUGGGGUGAGGAGAGCACAGAAAAAGCGGCGGCGGGAGGCCCCGGCUAGCAGUGCGGCGGGUGCUUCCGGGGUGGA